Messenger RNA from Fusarium falciforme, 2775 nucleotides. RefSeq names its product Ubiquitin carboxyl-terminal hydrolase. Gene Ontology annotation, biological process: protein deubiquitination. The record is from RefSeq and is a predicted model, not a curated record. Gene Ontology annotation, molecular function: cysteine-type deubiquitinase activity; cysteine-type endopeptidase activity. Bases 1 to 2775 code for a protein of 924 amino acids. Lineage: Eukaryota; Fungi; Ascomycota; Sordariomycetes; Hypocreales; Nectriaceae. Gene Ontology annotation, cellular component: nucleus; cytosol. The transcript has 5 exons.
AUGAGUAACCGCCAUCUGCCGGCUGGGCAGAACAUACAGGGAGGAGCUGGUGGAGUCCCCGGGGUCGAUAUGGUCGGCGGUCCUGGAGGGCCUCGUCGGAGGCAGGCGCCUCCGUAUGUGCCGCAGUAUCAACAGCAGCACCACCAGCACCAUCACCAGCACAUGAAUCCCAUGUAUGGUGGCUACACCCAGUUCGCGCCCCAGCCUUACUACGGCAUGCCACCGCAGUACCAGAACGCCCAGUACCAGAACGCCCAAUACCAGCACCAGUAUCUCAAUGGACAGUACCAGAACGGGGGUAUGCCCUCGCCUGGCUACAUGCCGUAUCAGAACUAUGCUCGGUCGCCGCCCUCCAUGCACCAGUACGUUCCGAUGGUCGGCGUGAGCGUGCCGCCGAGCUACCCUCCUCGUCCUGCUCAACAACAUUCUCCUGCGCUCUCGACUCCCUACCAGCCCCCGCCUGCGCCGGCUCCGAUUCCGCCCCAUACGCCAUCAUCCACCAACUCCUCCCAGAUGAUGCCUCCCCCGACUCCGCCGACGCCGCAAACUACAGAGCCGCAAGCCCCUGUCGUUCCUGCUCCCGCUCCCGCCCCUGCCCGGGAGCCUUCGCCGGCUCCGAAGGCUAAGGAGCCUUUCCGUGCUCCCCUUCCUUGGCUUUCCCACCCUGAUGUCGAGUUUCCUGUCAGAACCACCAAGUCACGACGGAGGAGGAGACUCCUGAACGCCGACAGCCAGGCUGUAUCCUUGCCCGUCGAGCAGCACGAGGCCGCCACGGAGCAGUCUGAACAAGCCACCAUUGCCGAGACAGCGUCAAAAGAAUCAUCAAUUUCUUCCCAGACUCCUGCGACGUCCGCAGCUCCAUCCGAGACUGCUGCAACCCCUCGUCAGCCCACCGAGGAGUCUGCCGUACCCGUUCAAGCUUCCUCUACUUCUCAACGGUCCCGCACCAACACUGUGACUAGCAGCACCUCGACGGCCACCAGCAGACCCGCCACCCGCUCCUCCGCUGCUCCUGCUCCCGCUCUUCCUUCUCUGCCCAAGUCUGGGGCUAAAGACGCCAAGCCUGCUCGCGCUGAAAAGCCGGUCAAUGGCGAUGUGGUUGCCGAAACUUCGUCCCAGGAUGCGACGUCUACUACUGCCGAGAAGCCCACCGAGCCUGAUUCCGAGGCUGCAGAGGCACCUGCUCCUCCUGUGAAGCUUCCACCCUCAAGCUGGGCCAACCUUUUCGCGAAGCCUGCCGCCGCAUCCGUCGCAAAGACUGGUGCUACCAACGGUGCUGUUGCUGACAGCGCUACUACCAAUGGUCAUAGUGCGGAAGGUGUUGUUAGUACCACGAAUGGCUCUACUGCCAGUUUCUCAAAGGCCAAUGCCAACUCGGUUGCGGAGGCCAUUCAAUCUUUCCACGUUGGUCUUGCUGACCAGCUUUCGUUCCUCGAGCCUCGCGGCUUGAUCAACACCGGUAACAUGUGUUACAUGAACUCGGUGCUCCAAGUUUUGAUGUUUUGCGUUCCAUUUUUUGAUUUCCUUAGCCAGAUCAGCAAGCGAGCUGUUCAUAGCUUCAAGAGCGAGACACCUCUCAUUGACGCCAUGAUCAUGUUCAUGCAUGAGUUCAAGAUCAUCAAGUCUGCUUCUUCAGUCGAACCCCUGCGACGCUCUCUCAAGAAUGAGGAGUUGGAGCGCUAUGGCGAGCCCUUCACCCCUGAGUUUGUCUACGAAGCUAUAAGACAGCUCCCUCGUUUCGCAAGCAUGAGGCGAGGCCAUCAACAAGACGCCGAAGAGUUCCUGGGUUUCCUUCUCCAGUCUCUCGACGACGAGUGCACUUCUGUUAUGAAUAGCUCUAAUCUGGCAGAGCAGUCGGAGAAGGCCAAUGCCACUGAGGGGGCCACUGGUACAUCUGAUGAUUGGCUUGAGGUCGGCAGGAAGCAGAAGGCAGCGGUGACCCGAUCCGCCGGAUCCAACUCAUCAAGCCCUAUCUCCAAGAUCUUUGGCGGAUUGCUUCGAUCAGAGUUCCGCGUUCCCGGACUGAAAGACUCCAUCACCACUGAGCCCUACCAGCCGCUCCAGUUGGAUAUUGGGUCUUCAGAUGUUCGCAACGUGGUUGAUGCUCUACGGGGCCUCACCCGCCCUGAGCGUAUUCAGGGUGACUUCAACUCACCCCGAGGCAAGGAUGUGACGGCCACCAAGCAGGUCUUCAUUGAAUCGCUUCCUCCCGUUCUCAUCCUGCACCUCAAGCGAUUCCAGUUUGAUGCGGAGGGCAACGGAACCGUCAAGAUCUGGAAGAAGAUUGGAUAUCCUCUGGAGCUCGAGAUUCCUCGCGACGUAUUGUCUCGGCAGAAACGCCAGACCUACAGCGACGGAGCGAUGCCCAAGUAUAAGCUGAUCAGUGUGGUGUAUCACCACGGAAAGAACGCGAGCGGUGGACAUUAUACGGUUGAUGUGCGCCGCCAAGAGGGCCGUGAGUGGAUCCGCAUCGACGACACGGUCAUUCGCAGGGUGCGAAGUGAGGAUGUGGCCGAGGGCGGCGAAGAAGAAGAAGUGAAGGAAACUCGCAAGGAUGGUGCUGUCUCUGGUGGCUCGGGCAGCCGUUUCGAUGCCAUGACGGAGGAUGCAGGAGAUGAAGUCGGAUGGAACAAGGUGACGGCUUCCACUGGAGGGGCGAAGAAAUGGAGCAGCGUCGCCAAUGGGGCCAGCAACGGCACUACCAAGGCGAAGCCGGUCAAGGACAACAUCAAAGACAACAAGGUGGCCUACCUGCUGUUCUACCAGCGGGUAUAA